Messenger RNA from Chaetomium globosum CBS 148.51, 1614 nucleotides. RefSeq lists its product as uncharacterized. Lineage: Eukaryota; Fungi; Ascomycota; Sordariomycetes; Sordariales; Chaetomiaceae. The transcript has a single exon. The coding region runs from base 1 to 1614 and encodes 537 amino acids. The record is from RefSeq and is a predicted model, not a curated record.
AUGUAUUCUGCGUCCAAUUCAUCUGACUUGGCGGCAGGCUUGUCAACAGGAAUAGGUGCCAAUAAACCUCCUACCUAUACGACUGUUGGAUCGGUGUACAAACCGAAAGGCACAACACCACUCCAGCCGCCGACUCGCCGCCCGAGAACCCGCCGGUACCCUCAGCCCGUCCGAUCUCCCUCUGGUGGUACAUUCAUGAACUUUCCCGACGAGUUGUUGUCGGCAUUACCAAUCGAGGAUCAAGCCCCCCCUUCCCCCCCUUCUACGGCAUCCAUCCUGCGACAGUACUCGCCCCUGCAGCAGAACUACGAUCGAGCAUCCACCCCAGUUGCAGAGCGUGAGAACACCGCGUUUACCGAAUUCGACAUGUCGAUGCCGAGCGUUCGGUCGGGGAACCUCCCCUCCCCAACCGACUUCGAAAGCAAUGACAGCGUUGCUGCCGAGGACACAUUGACGUCGCGUAUCACUGUCAAGGGGCUCACCAACCUAGCGUCGUACCCAAACCCCAUGCAGAAGGCUGCCCAGAACACGCUGGCAAGAGCUCGGGCUGCUAAUGUUGGCCCCAACCGUCCGGGGACUCCUUCCUCACUCCCAUCUACGACUCCAGAUAUGUCCAAGGACCGCUUCUUCAACACGUAUAACACGAGGCCGGCCGUAGGCCCGCCUCAGCCGUUGAAAGCGGGCCCGCCUGGCCAGCGAGCGUUCAAACCGACGACGCUGGACGCCGCGUCCAGGUCCCUCCGCGCUGAGGACCAGGUGCCACCGGCCUUGUACCAAUCUAGAUCGCCAAUUGGUUUCCAAUACAAUCACGAGGCCAACAUCCUGGUCGCCUUCGAUGACGAUGAUGGAACCAAUAGCUCAACUCGAGGAUCUCAAUCGCCUUUUGACGAGAAUUAUCACGGCUCUGUCGCUCGUAACUCUGCUGAGAUUGCUGGUUUUGGGGGCAUCUCAGCCCCGGGUCCCUUUGACACAUCUUCCGAGGCGCCAGACGGAGGCAGACGGAAGGUUUACGAUACGCUCCCGCCUGAGAGAAUCAAGCAGUACUUUCCGAGUGGGUUUCCAUCGAGUUACGAUGGAAAACACAGGCCCGUGGGUGAUGAUUGGGCUACAAAGUACCCUGUUCCCGAGGACAGAUUUAUGCAGGAGAGCUUCUCGGAACGCAUGGCCAAGAUCAACCGCAACUUCUAUGCCGGUACAGAGGGACUGGUCAGGAACCUGGAACAAAUCGUACGUGACCACAACUAUCGCUGCUUGGAGAACAAAGUCGGCGUCAUUGGUGAGGAGCGCGAGCGGCUCCGCGGGAGCCACAUUGAGAGACUGGGAGCCGAUGGCAAAGUCCAACUGCCGAUCCUGAGCGUUGACGAGGUUGAAAAAAUGGAUGAGGCCGAUGUCGCAAAGCCGCUGGUCAAUAUGGCACUUGCCACUUUGCUGUCUUACAAGGAAAAGAGCGAGUCUGGAGUUUCGGGACUGAACGGGUGGCCUAGCAGUUUUACCAAAGCAGACGACAGCUUGGUGGACGCCACGGAUGAGGGCAACACGAGCUUUUUCAGCAAGCCGAAGGACGACUACUUGAAGAGAAAGAAGAUCCCCAAAAAGGUGAGGCGGGGGUACUGA